This is a messenger RNA of Grammomys surdaster, 8709 nucleotides long. It is a transcript of the gene Cit, whose product is annotated as citron rho-interacting serine/threonine kinase. NCBI's taxonomy places the organism in Eukaryota, Metazoa, Chordata, Mammalia, Rodentia, Muridae. Gene Ontology annotation, cellular component: cytoplasm; cytoskeleton. The record is from RefSeq and is a predicted model, not a curated record. The transcript has 47 exons. Bases 7 to 6219 code for a protein of 2070 amino acids. Gene Ontology annotation, biological process: actomyosin structure organization; mitotic cytokinesis; peptidyl-threonine phosphorylation. Gene Ontology annotation, molecular function: protein serine/threonine kinase activity; ATP binding.
GGAAAGAUGUUGAAGUUCAAGUACGGAUUGCGCAACCCGUCGGAGGCCAGUGCCCCCGAGCCCGUUGCCAGUCGGGCCUCCAGGCUAAAUCUCUUCUUCCAGGGGAAACCGCCCCUCGUGACUCAACAGCAGAUGUCCGCUCUCUCCCGGGAAGGGAUGCUGGAUGCCCUGUUGGUUCUCUUCGAAGAGUGCAGCCAGCCCGCCCUAAUGAAGAUCAAGCACGUGAGCAACUUUGUCCGGAAGUAUUCUGACACGAUAGCCGAGUUACGGGAGCUCCAGCCGUCGGUGAGAGACUUCGAAGUUCAAAGUCUCGUGGGCUGCGGUCACUUCGCUGAAGUGCAGGUGGUUAGAGAGAAGGCAACCGGGGACGUCUAUGCCAUGAAAAUCAUGAAGAAGAAGGCUUUGCUGGCCCAAGAGCAGGUUUCCUUUUUCGAGGAGGAGAGGAACAUAUUAUCUCAGAGCACGAGCCCUUGGAUCCCCCAAUUACAGUACGCCUUUCAGGACAAAAACAACCUUUACCUGGUCAUGGAAUAUCAGCCUGGAGGGGAUUUGUUGUCACUUCUGAAUAGAUAUGAGGACCAAUUAGAUGAGAACAUGGUCCAGUUCUACCUUGCUGAACUGAUUCUGGCUGUCCACAGUGUGCACCAGAUGGGAUACGUGCAUCGAGACAUCAAGCCAGAGAACAUCCUUAUCGACCGGACGGGACACAUCAAGCUGGUGGAUUUUGGAUCAGCUGCUAAGAUGAAUUCAAAUAAGGUGGACGCCAAACUCCCCAUUGGGACCCCGGAUUACAUGGCUCCGGAAGUGUUGACCGUGAUGAACGAGGACCGAAGGGGCACCUACGGCCUGGAGUGUGACUGGUGGUCUGUGGGAGUGGUGGCUUAUGAGAUGGUUUACGGGAGGACCCCGUUCACAGAGGGAACCUCUGCCCGGACCUUCAACAACAUCAUGAACUUCCAGUGUUUUUUGAAGUUCCCAGAUGACCCCAAAGUUAGCAGUGAUCUCCUUGAUCUGCUUCAGAGUUUGCUGUGUGUCCAGAAAGAGAGACUGAAGUUCGAGGGUCUCUGUUGCCACCCUUUCUUUGCCAGAACCGACUGGAAUAACAUUCGUAACUCUCCUCCCCCCUUCGUUCCCACCCUCAAGUCUGACGAUGACACCUCCAAUUUUGAUGAACCAGAGAAGAAUUCGUGGGUUUCAUCCUCUCCGUGCCAGCUGAGCCCCUCGGGUUUCUCAGGCGAAGAACUGCCGUUUGUGGGGUUUUCAUACAGCAAGGCACUGGGGUAUCUUGGUAGAUCUGAGUCUGUUGUGUCGGGUCUGGACUCCCCUGCCAAGAUUAGCUCCAUGGAAAAGAAACUUCUCAUCAAAAGCAAAGAGCUGCAAGACUCUCAGGACAAGUGUCACAAGAUGGAGCAGGAAAUGACCCGGUUACAUCGCAGAGUGUCAGAGGUGGAGGCUGUGCUUAGUCAGAAGGAGGUGGAACUGAAGGCCUCUGAGACUCAGAGAUCCCUCCUGGAGCAGGACCUUGCCACCUACAUCACAGAAUGCAGUAGCUUAAAGCGAAGUUUGGAGCAAGCACGGAUGGAGGUAUCCCAGGAGGAUGACAAAGCUCUGCAGCUCCUCCACGACAUCAGAGAGCAGAGCCGGAAGCUCCAGGAGAUCAAGGAGCAGGAGUACCAGGCUCAGGUGGAGGAGAUGAGGCUGAUGAUGAACCAGCUGGAAGAGGACCUGGUGUCAGCCCGCAGACGCAGCGAUCUCUACGAGUCCGAGCUGAGGGAGUCUCGGCUCGCCGCCGAGGAAUUCAAGCGGAAGGCAAACGAAUGUCAGCACAAACUGAUGAAGGCUAAGGACCAAGGGAAACCUGAAGUAGGAGAAUAUUCCAAACUGGAGAAGAUCAAUGCUGAACAGCAGCUAAAGAUCCAGGAGCUCCAGGAGAAGCUGGAGAAGGCUGUAAAAGCCAGCACGGAGGCGACAGAGCUUCUGCAGAAUAUCCGCCAGGCAAAGGAGCGAGCUGAGAGGGAGCUGGAGAAGCUGCACAACCGGGAGGAUUCCUCCGAGGGCAUCAAAAAGAAGCUGGUGGAAGCUGAGGAACGCCGCCACUCUCUGGAGAACAAGGUAAAGAGACUAGAGACCAUGGAGCGUAGAGAGAGCAGACUGAAGGAUGACAUCCAGACAAAGUCCGAACAGAUCCAGCAGAUGGCUGAUAAAAUUCUGGAGCUGGAGGAGAAACAUCGAGAGGCUCAGGUCUCAGCUCAACACCUAGAAGUACACUUGAAGCAGAAGGAACAGCACUACGAGGAAAAGAUCAAAGUGUUGGACAAUCAGAUAAAGAAGGACCUGGCGGACAAGGAGAGUCUGGAGACCAUGAUGCAGAGACAUGAAGAGGAGGCCCACGAGAAGGGCAAGAUCCUCAGCGAGCAGAAGGCGAUGAUCAACGCAAUGGACUCCAAGAUCCGAUCCCUGGAGCAGAGGAUUGUGGAGCUGUCAGAAGCCAACAAGCUUGCGGCAAACAGCAGUCUCUUCACCCAGAGGAACAUGAAGGCCCAGGAAGAGAUGAUUUCAGAACUCAGGCAGCAGAAAUUUUACCUGGAGACACAGGCUGGGAAGCUAGAGGCCCAGAACCGAAAGCUGGAAGAGCAGCUGGAGAAGAUUAGCCACCAAGAUCACAGUGACAAGAGUCGGCUGCUGGAGCUGGAGACGAGGCUGAGGGAGGUCAGCUUGGAGCACGAGGAGCAGAAGCUGGAGCUGAAGCGGCAGCUCACGGAGCUGCAGCUGUCCCUGCAGGAGCGCGAGUCGCAGCUGACGGCCCUGCAGGCCGCCCGGGCAGCCCUGGAGAGCCAGCUCCGCCAGGCGAAGACAGAGCUGGAGGAGACGACCGCAGAAGCCGAGGAGGAGAUCCAGGCGCUCACGGCCCAUCGAGACGAAAUCCAGCGCAAAUUCGACGCCCUUCGCAACAGCUGCACUGUCAUCACCGACCUGGAGGAGCAGCUGAACCAGCUCACCGAGGACAAUGCCGAGCUCAACAACCAAAACUUCUACCUGUCCAAACAACUGGAUGAGGCUUCUGGUGCCAACGACGAGAUCGUGCAGCUGCGGAGCGAGGUGGACCAUCUCCGCCGUGAGAUCACGGAGCGGGAGAUGCAGCUCACCAGCCAGAAGCAAACGAUGGAGGCCCUGAAGACGACGUGCACCAUGCUGGAGGAGCAGGUCCUGGACCUGGAGGCCCUGAACGAUGAGCUUCUGGAGAAGGAGCGCCAGUGGGAGGCCUGGAGGAGCGUCCUCGGGGAUGAGAAGUCCCAGUUCGAGUGUCGAGUUCGAGAGCUGCAGAGGAUGCUGGACACAGAGAAGCAGAGCAGGGCGAGAGCCGAUCAGCGGAUCACCGAGUCUCGCCAGGUGGUGGAGUUGGCAGUGAAGGAACACAAGGCCGAGAUUCUCGCUCUGCAGCAGGCUCUCAAAGAGCAGAAACUCAAAGCCGAGAGCCUGUCGGACAAGCUCAACGACCUGGAGAAGAAGCACGCCAUGCUCGAGAUGAACGCCCGGAGCUUACAGCAGAAACUGGAGACAGAGCGGGAACUCAAACAGAGGCUCCUGGAGGAGCAAGCCAAGUUGCAGCAGCAGAUGGACCUGCAGAAAAACCACAUCUUCAGACUGACACAAGGGCUGCAGGAGGCGCUGGACCGAGCAGAUCUGCUGAAGACAGAAAGGAGUGACCUGGAGUAUCAGCUGGAAAACAUUCAGGUUCUCUACUCUCAUGAGAAGGUGAAAAUGGAAGGCACGAUUUCUCAACAAACCAAACUCAUUGAUUUCCUGCAAGCCAAAAUGGACCAGCCUGCGAAAAAGAAAAAGGGUUUAUUUAGUCGACGGAAAGAGGACCCUGCUUUGCCCACACAGGUUCCUCUGCAGUACAAUGAGCUGAAGCUAGCCCUGGAAAAGGAGAAAGCGCGCUGCGCGGAGCUAGAGGAAGCCCUUCAGAAGACCCGCAUCGAACUCCGGUCUGCGCGGGAGGAAGCUGCCCACCGCAAAGCCACGGACCACCCGCACCCGUCCACGCCAGCCACUGCGAGGCAGCAGAUCGCCAUGUCCGCCAUUGUGCGGUCCCCCGAGCACCAGCCCAGUGCCAUGAGCCUGCUCGCCCCGCCAUCCAGCCGCAGAAAGGAGUCCUCCACUCCAGAGGAGUUCAGCCGGCGUCUGAAAGAGCGUAUGCACCACAACAUUCCUCACCGGUUUAAUGUGGGCCUGAACAUGCGAGCCACCAAGUGCGCCGUGUGUCUGGAUACCGUGCACUUCGGCCGCCAGGCAUCCAAGUGUCUCGAAUGUCAAGUGAUGUGUCAUCCCAAAUGCUCCACCUGCUUGCCCGCCACCUGUGGCCUGCCUGCUGAAUACGCCACACACUUCACCGAGGCCUUCUGCCGUGACAAAAUGAACUCCCCAGGUCUCCAGAGCAAGGAGCCCAGCAGCAGCUUGCACCUGGAAGGGUGGAUGAAAGUGCCCAGGAAUAACAAACGAGGACAGCAAGGCUGGGACAGGAAGUACAUUGUCCUGGAGGGUUCAAAAGUCCUCAUCUAUGACAAUGAAGCCAGAGAAGCUGGACAGAGGCCGGUGGAAGAAUUUGAGCUGUGCCUUCCCGACGGGGACGUAUCUAUUCAUGGUGCCGUUGGUGCUUCUGAACUUGCAAAUACAGCCAAAGCAGAUGUCCCAUACAUCUUGAAGAUGGAGUCUCACCCACACACCACCUGCUGGCCUGGGAGAACCCUCUACUUGCUAGCACCCAGCUUUCCUGACAAGCAGCGCUGGGUCACCGCCUUAGAAUCUGUCGUCGCAGGUGGGAGAGUUUCUAGGGAAAAGGCAGAAGCCGAUGCUAAAUUACUUGGAAACUCUCUGCUGAAGUUGGAAGGUGAUGAUCGGCUUGACAUGAACUGCACCCUGCCCUUCAGCGACCAGGUGGUGCUGGUGGGCACCGAGGAAGGCCUCUAUGCGCUGAACGUCUUGAAAAACUCCUUAACCCACAUCCCAGGAAUUGGAGCAGUCUUCCAGAUUUACAUCGUCAAGGACCUGGAGAAGCUGCUCAUGAUAGCAGGGGAAGAGCGGGCCCUGUGUCUGGUGGAUGUGAAGAAGGUGAAGCAGUCCCUGGCACAGUCACACCUUCCCGCCCAGCCCGACAUCUCCCCCAACAUAUUCGAAGCCGUCAAAGGCUGCCACUUGUUCGCUGCUGGCAAGAUCGAGAACAGCCUCUGCAUCUGCGCCGCUACGCCGAGCAAAGUCGUCAUCCUCCGCUACAAUGACAACCUCAGCAAGUACUGCAUCCGCAAGGAGAUAGAGACCUCUGAGCCCUGCAGCUGUAUCCACUUCACCAAUUACAGCGUCCUCAUUGGAACCAACAAGUUCUAUGAGAUUGAUAUGAAGCAGUACACGCUUGACGAGUUCCUGGACAAGAACGACCAUACGCUGGCACCUGCUGUGUUCGCCUCCUCGUCCAACAGCUUCCCUGUGGCCAUCGUGCAGGCGAGCAGCGCCGGGCAGCGGGAGGAAUACCUGCUGUGCUUCCAUGAAUUUGGGGUGUUCGUGGAUUCUUACGGAAGACGUAGCCGCACAGAUGAUCUCAAGUGGAGCCGCUUACCUCUGGCCUUCGCCUACAGAGAACCUUAUCUGUUUGUGACUCACUUCAACUCACUGGAAGUAAUUGAGAUCCAGGCCCGCUCCUCACUGGGGACCCCCGCCCGAGCAUAUCUGGAAAUCCCAAACCCUCGAUACCUGGGCCCCGCCAUUUCCUCCGGAGCAAUUUACCUGGCCUCCUCCUACCAGGACAAGCUAAGGGUCAUAUGCUGCAAAGGAAACCUCGUGAAGGAGUCCGGCCCUGAGCAGCACCGGGUGCCCUCCGCCUCCCGCAGCAGCCCCAACAAGCGAGGCCCACCAACAUACAACGAGCACAUCACCAAACGUGUGGCCUCCAGCCCAGCGCCACCAGAAGGCCCCAGCCACCCCCGAGAGCCAAGCACACCCCACCGCUACCGAGACAGAGAGGGCCGGACAGAGCUUCGCAGGGACAAGUCUCCAGGCCGUCCUCUGGAGCGGGAGAAGUCCCCAGGCCGGAUGCUCAGCACGAGGAGAGAGCGAUCCCCAGGGAGACUGUUUGAAGACAGCAGUAGGGGCCGGCUGCCUGCGGGAGCAGUGAGGACCCCACUGUCCCAGGUUAACAAGGUCUGGGACCAGUCUUCAGUAUAAGUCUCAACCAGAAAAACACCUCCUCCUCAUCUCAGUCUGCAGGAAAACACUGCGCUCUAGGGCUCCACCGCAGGGGACCCCAGCACCCGUCCGCCCGGCCCGCAUUCGGCACAGCUGGGUCCAGACUGUCCUUGGCACGGAUACCCCCAUCUCCAAGGGGUGCAGAUAGCCAAGGCUCUUAGGCGCUGCCAGCGCUCAGUCCCCCCCUCGGAGGGGAGGGAGCACCUUCCUGCAGUCAUCUCUGCACUGUUAACUCUCUCAGCAUUCACAGACUUUUGUACUUACCUCCAGCCUGAACCCAAUCAUCAAAAGGAAACCAACCCGGACUCAAACCGUGGCUGGAAGUCUACUGCUACUCUAAGAUCCUCGGGUUGGUUGUUUUGUUUUGUUUUUUUUUUCUUCUUCCCUCUUUGGUUUUGAUUUCCUUUUCCUCCUCCUCCUCCUCUUCUUCCUCCUCUUUUUUUUUUUUUAAGACAACAGAAUUCGUAGUAGACUUGGGUAGCGAUGUAUUUCCUGUUGUAGUGGUUUUUUAGCUAGAUCACACCAUCAGGUCUUUGCCACUGAAAUGUAGCCUAGAAGAGCCCCACUGUCAGUUGGCUAACCUCCUGUCUUCAUGUAGCUUCCGUCAUUCUUGUCCCGGUCCAUUCUCAUAGAUGGCCCUGUCUUAGCAGGGUGACAUCCUAGCCAAAUGUUUACCGUUCUCAUUGCCUUUUUAUGGCCUUGACAACUUCCCUUCCCACCAGCCGAGAAUGUAUGGAGGGUCACGGCUCAGAGGCAGUGACCUGGGGCCAAGGGACCUCGAGCUCUCCUCCCCCGCCCUACAGCCGCAUCUCCCCAGCCUGCCUCCCCGGCUUUCCAUGUAGCUCUGGCCAGGAAAGCGUGCAAUAGACUUGCUCCAAGCCCAGCACUAAUAGGCCUUGGGGUUGGGCCUGGGACCGGGGCACCCGCCUCCUGUCCGAGGGUCACUCCUCUGGGAUGAGGAGGAAGACCCGGCUGGGAGCUCUGCAUGGCGGAUCGCUGCAUGUGCUGCCCCUGACCUGCCUGACUCCUCCCUGGGUUGCUCUGCCGAUGUCUUGCUGCCAUCCCAUAACCCCACCAAAAUCAAGACCCUCUCGAUGACUUGUCAACAAACCGGCCACAACAGGCUGCAAUCUGUAGCACUGAACAAGCAAACGAAAACAAAACAAAAACGCUCAAGCCUUACGACCAGAGAAGGAUUUCAGCAAACCACACUCCUCCCUCGGUUUCCCUCCCGCCUUCCAGUUCCCUGUUGACUUCAAGGAUGACUGUGUACUCACACAAAGCCCAGCACGGUUCUACCCCAUGAAACUGUGACUUCCCAGAUGAGCCUCUCCCUAGGGCUGGACCUAAGGCCAGGACACUGGAGAGAAGCCGCAGCUCAACGCUCCCAGCCCCGCAGGGCUGGCGAGUUCCCCUUAGGUGCAGUGCGGCUCACCCCGUCUCUCCGCCCUCUUUAGAGAAUUCCUGGCCACCGGAUAGAACCAACCAACGUAGAGGCUUUGCAGUUGGCAAGCUAACUAGCUGCCUUAUCUUUGCCUUUAAUCUCCCACAAGGCCUCUCCUGCUUUGGAUUCUCCUCGACUCUUAGGCGUGCCCACCACGAAGGCACACCCUAGGUAGGCUGAAAGGUAGACCUGUCCCCACCGCAGCAGGUGACCGUGUCUGUGUUUUCAGCCCACGCGUCCACAGUCCAUGUUACCUCCCAGAUUACAACCUGGCCUAAAUGCCGACUCCUUCCUGCUUGUCACUAACCUAAGUGCUUUCUCGUUUGAAACGCCCGUGACCCUCCACAUCCCGUGCCCGCCCCGCUGUUGUGUUUACGUGUUGCUUGGAGUCUUUGGGGUCAUGUUUCCUAUCCGCACCCUCCCACUCCUGUAUCCCCCCACCCCCAGGGCAGAUCUGACUGGCUGUUUGCUGAAGUUUUUGUCUCUUGGUCCACAAGUAUUUGGAAUGGUCACUGAUAACUGGUCUUCAGUCUUGGCAUCUCAUUUAGGACCUCCACGAAACGCGGGCACCUUGAGCCCUGACAGUGUAUAUUGCGUGUCUCAUCUGUGAAGUGCUUCCCGCUACAUAGAGCUAGCUCAACAGACUGUACAUAUUUACAAGAAACUUUAUAUUCGUAAAAAAAAAAAAACGGAAAUUGAAUUGGUUUCUACUUUUUUAUUGUAAAAGGUGCAUUUUUCAACACUUUUGUUUUCAACGGUGGUAGCUGUGGACAGCCGUCUCCACCGGAGUGGGGAGCUCUCUGUGUGACCACCGAGAUGCCAGCAGGAAAUAAUCGUAACCCGAAAUCGCAGUCAAAAGCUUAUAUUAGCAUCGAUAAGAUUCUAGGUCUCCAAAAAUACAGGCUUUUUUCUUCAUUACCUUUUUUUAUUAAGAACGAGGAGAACACAUGGAAGAUUCCAGAUUCACCUGAGAGGGCUGACUCUGUUGUUGAACGAUAGUGAAAUAAAGCAGUGGUCUCAAAAAA